Messenger RNA from Vicia faba (fava bean), 462 nucleotides. Lineage: Eukaryota; Viridiplantae; Streptophyta; Magnoliopsida; Fabales; Fabaceae. The record is from the annotation of a GenBank genome assembly.
AUGGUAAUGGAAAUUGUCAUUUCUUUGAUAAUCUUAUUCGUUGGGAUUGGUAUUCUGGUUUCUAUCCAUUUCUGCAUAGUUGGUAGAGCUUUUACAAGGGAUAAUAAUAGUGCAGACACUCAAGUCCAGAGUAGUAGUAGUACUAGUACUAGCAGAACAACAAAAGGAAUGUUUGGUGACAAUAUUGGUGACUUGAAGAACCUUCCUUGCUUUGAUUAUGUGGAACAAGAGAAAGGAAACAAUAAUCUUGUCGACUGUGCUGUUUGCUUGGAGAGUUUUAAAGUUGGUGAUGCUUGUAGGUUGUUGCCUAAUUGCAGACACAGUUUUCAUGUUCAGUGUAUAGAUUUGUGGAUUCUCAAGAAACCGUUUUGUCCGAUUUGUAGAACAUGGGUUCAUUCAAGAGUUGUGAGAGAAGAAAGUGUUGUUUCGGAUUCUGAUAUUGUAGAAAUUGAAAUACCAUAG